Equus caballus (horse) is the source of this 5135-nucleotide messenger RNA. It is a transcript of the gene GPR174, whose product is annotated as G protein-coupled receptor 174. Gene Ontology annotation, molecular function: G protein-coupled receptor activity. The record is from RefSeq and is a predicted model, not a curated record. Gene Ontology annotation, cellular component: plasma membrane. NCBI's taxonomy places the organism in Eukaryota, Metazoa, Chordata, Mammalia, Perissodactyla, Equidae. Gene Ontology annotation, biological process: positive regulation of Rho protein signal transduction; phospholipase C-activating G protein-coupled receptor signaling pathway.
AUCAGAGAGAGAGAGAGAGAGCAAGCUAGCUCAAGCUGCCCCCUGGAAAACGGAAAUGUUCAAUGUGCACAGACUGGCUUGCAUAUUUCACUCUGACAUUUCACUACCAUGUUUUCCAACAUGGUAGUGGUUAGUGAAGGGGAAUUGGAUUGGUCGUUCUCAGAACAAGGAGCCGGAAUUGACGCACAGAGCAGUAGUGUCCUUGUUGGAGUGGCUGUGGCAUGAAUUCCUUGAAGAUCUCUGGAGAAAACAGAAAGAAACUGAAACGAUUUUGGAGACCAGUGCCUGUCCAACACACUUUCUGGUACUGACUCUGCCUUUGCUUUCCACUUUUUAGCUUUGGACAUAACUGAAAACAUCCCCAAACACUGAUCUAAGUUAAUCAUCUCUGAAGAGUUGCGGAUCCACUGAGUAUUAAAGCAAACCUUCCUUCUAUGUGAGCCAAAAAAGAGAAAAACAGCCUGCCAAGCACCUGUAAAGAGAUGGCUAUCAUCAUAUGGGAAUUUGAAGAGCUGCUAUAUGGCACAUUCGUGAUCCAAAUGGGAGAGGAUCAACUGUUGUGAUGUCCCAGAAGGCUUUAUAACAGAGUAAACAAGAGGGGAAAAUUUUAACAGCUUGUUGUCUGUGCUUGCACACUAGAUUUCCUUGUAGUUACUGUAGAGAAAUCCAAAACAAACAUGCAGAUAGUUCUUUGAAAAGCCCCCAAAUCAGGUAUAGAGGCUCAGACCAACGCAGUAAAAAGAUUAUUUUAGUCUCAGAUUCUCCAACCUAUCGAUGGUCAGUCUUUUAGAAAGAGCAAGCAGUUGAUAGUGAAUUUAGGUUCUGAACCACCAUUUGGCAAAGACAGUUUCCCCAGAAAGAAAUAUGCCUGCUAAUGACACAUGUGCUGGACCAUAUGCAGACAAUACAGAUUUUCGAUACUUUAUCUAUGCAGUGACAUACACUGUUAUUCUUGUGCCGGGUCUCAUAGGGAACAUAUUAGCCUUGUGGGUAUUUUAUGGCUAUAUGAAAGAAACCAAACGGGCUGUGAUAUUCAUGAUAAACUUAGCCAUUGCUGACUUGCUACAAGUUCUCUCCCUGCCACUGAGGAUCUUUUACUACUUGAAUCAUGACUGGCCAUUUGGGCCUGGACUCUGCAUGUUCUGUUUCUACCUGAAGUAUGUCAACAUGUAUGCAAGUAUCUACUUCUUGGUCUGCAUCAGUGUACGACGAUUUUGGUUUCUCAUGUACCCUUUUCGCUUCAAUGACUGCAAACAGAAAUAUGACUUAUACGUCAGCAUUGCUGGCUGGCUGAUCAUCUGUCUUGCCUGUCUGCUCUUUCCUCUCCUCAGAACCAGCGAUGAGACCACAGGCAACAGAACCAAAUGCUUCGUAGAUCUUCCUACCAGGAAUGUCAAUCUGGCCCAGUCUAUUGCCAUGAUGACCAUUGGCGAGUUGAUUGGGUUUGUCACUCCUCUUCUGAUUGUCCUAUAUUGUACCUGGAAGACGGUUUUAUCACUGCAAGAUAAAUAUCCUGUGACUCAAGACCUUGGAGAGAAAAAGAAAGCCUUGAAGAUGAUUCUAACUUGUGCGGGAGUAUUCCUAAUCUGCUUUGCACCUUAUCACUUCAGUUUUCCUUUAGAUUUCCUGGUCAAGUCCAAUGAAAUUAAAAGCUGCCUAGCCAGAAGAGUGAUUCUAAUAUUUCAUUCUGUUGCCCUGUGUCUUGCUAGUCUGAAUUCCUGCCUUGACCCAGUUAUAUACUACUUCACCACUAAUGAGUUCAGAAGACGGCUUUCAAGACAAGAUUUGCAUGACAGCAUCCAACUCCAUACAAAAUCCUUUGUGGGCAACCAUACCACUUCUACCCUGACAACUGAAUUAUGCUAAAUAAAAAUUAAAAAGUGAAUGUGGUCUGAAAUGCAAGUAUAUCAGAAAACAUUUGCAAUACCCCAAGCCACUGGGAAGUAAUCACAGGAAGCACUCAUAGCUUUUCAGUUAUGUUCUAUCUUACCUGUAUGAGGAAUUCACAUCGUCAUAACAGAACCAAUUUAGAGCAUUAUACUCCACCAUCAUUGAUGUUGACAUGUUCAUGUAGUAAUUUGUCAUCAAGUCUUUAAGAUGUAAACUAUAAAAUUUCAGUGGCAUCCUAUACACAUGUGCUCUCAACUAAAGUCAGCAGUUUUAUCUGUGAACCUCAGACACAGAGAGACUGUUAGCUUGGGAUCAUAAUAAGUGCUUAGGUUUGUUACAACAGACAAUGAGUCUCUUUGCAUUUUAGAGGCAAUACAGUUGUCUAUUUAUACUAGUAAUCACGGUUUAUUUUCCAAUAUGACAUUUUUGGUUUGAUUUUAAGUAGGAUGGACAAUAUAUUAUUCUGUGAAAACAAAAGCGUUAUAAACAUGGGACCAUUUUUAUCUCCCAUGUGUGAUUAUACUCUAGGGGUUUGAAGACUGGAAUAGCUAUUUCCUUCAUUUCAAUGUCAGUAUGAAACAUUAUCUGUCACACCUAUGCUAGAAUAAAAAUCUGAACUCAGGCCUCUGCCAUGUUUAAAGUAAGAACAAGAAAGAGAUUCACAUACAAUAACUCUCUGUGACUGUAUAAUACGCCGUAUUAAAUCUACCCAGGGCAGUUAGCUUGUCAAAGUCCAUACAAGGUGACCCAGAUUGCCUCUAUAGGUCCAGGAGACAGCAGAUAGAUGAAAUCACAGCUCUGGUUCUUUUAAACUAUUUCCUAAGAACACCUCUGGAGAUGUAUGGACCUGCCUAGAAGAGAAAGUUUCCACUAAGCUUCUAGAGUGACGUUGAGGUACCUCUGACAGGUUACUGUGCUUUCUGAGCCUAUGAAAGAAGUAGUGCACUAAUUAAUUACUAAGCUUAGGCCAAAGUGGAAAGAUGAAGUAGAGUCAAGUACACCUCUUAAAAGCCUCAUCACAUUGUAUUUCUUACUUUAAGUUAGGUGGCAACUGUCAAGCCACCUUCACAUGCCAGAAUAGGGUUUGGAGGCAGCUACGCAUGUGGACCCUAGAGUCUUCAGUAAUUUUUCUGGCCCACCUUUGCCCCAGUCAUACCAUUCUGCGGCCUGCACAGCCUACCUCCCAGCAGUUGGAGAAGACAAUUCUUUCACUGUUUGAGAAAAGUGCAGAAGAUUAAUUUUGGCAGCAUUGGAGACCGCUAACAAUGCCUUGUCUGCUACAUUCUUGGUACUAGUAUGCAGGAAACAGACCCAGGAUAUGAAUAGUAACUAAACCUGAGAUCUUAAAUAUUAGAAUACUUUGAAGCAUGUUUCAGCAAAAAGCUCUAAGAUAAAAAAUGCUCUAUUUAAAAUCUAUGUGCUAUAUAAUGAAGACACAUGCUACUUCUCAUCUGGAAGGAAUGUGAAAAUCAACCAAGAGCUCCAUCGUAUUUAGAGGAAGGGAGUUUCUUUAGGCACACAGUUAUGAUACUAAUAUGUUUGGAGGAAAAAAUGGUGAAAUCAAAAUGAAUUCUAAUAUCUAAGAUGAAUGGAAAAUUUUCUAAUGUUUUCUCUGGACAAGUGUUGAUUUUGCUUGUACUUUGUUAUUAAAAUAAUACCCUACUAGAAGACUGAUUUUGUGCUGCUAGCAAUAGUGUAUUUAUCUCCUAAUUAUUCAUUGUAAGAUACAUAUUUUAUGUGUUAAAUAAGUGUUAAAUUGUGUUUUUAAAAGGGCAACUUGUAACUGUGUCUGGUCUGUUUGCUUUGAAGUUAUUUGUGUCUGAAUAUAAUUUAGUGUUGUAAUGGGAUCACAAGUAAUAAUUUUGUGGGUACUUGCAUGAGUCUUGUCUAUACUAUAUGUGUUUCCUAGUUUCCAGAUUAGCAUGAAUUACACUUCUUAGGGGUUGUUUUGAGAGACCAGUGAUUUAUUUUUAUUAACAUAUUAAUUUCACUUUAAACAUACCUGUUUUUAAAAGGGGAGAUUACUGAACUUCUUAGAUGAAUGGUUGAGGUUAGAACCCGUUUACUAGGCAGUCCAGAAGCCCUUGCAGAUCAUUUACAUCAUUCAAGGAGAGGACAAGUGUCCACUAUUCUUAUGCUGCUUAGCUAGGACCACCCCUUCUCCUCAGGCCAGCCCAUCUAGGUUUGUAUUCAGUUCUGUGAUUUACUUUAUCUACCCCUCCUCUCCAUCCAUAUAUUUUUGUUUUCUGUCCUAUUCCCUUGUUCGUCUAGUCAGUAAUCUGUCCAACUUAUUCACACUAAGGUGCUAAUGACUAACGUUAGCUUAAAAUUAAUUUACCAAGGAUAUCUGAAAUCUAGGCUUUAAGGGUAAACCUUAACUCAAAAUGUUAAUCCCUCACUUUUAAUAGUGGCAUUAAAGACACUGAAGCAGACUGGAGGGGAAGAUAUUUUGAAGAAAGUAGGUCUUACAGCAGUGUCUUUCAGAUUGCAUAUAGUAAGUGAUCGCCUACUUUGCUUACCGUAAUGGGGAUGCUAAAUUCUAAGAAAUAUAUCCACAAGCUCAGCUGUCAGUUUCUUAGAUCUCUGCUUGUUUUCUUUUACUUUUUGAUUUUCCUCUUCCAACUCUGGACCUAAUUUCUAGAGAAAGGUCUAAACUAGGAGAGAGGUACUGCUGCAGCUGCCAUCCACACAGCAGCCUCCUCUCGGAGCUUCUCCUUUCUUUGGAGAAUCUUCUCUCCAAACCUUCCAUUUAUCACUCUCUGGAUUCAAUGAAAUCAGGGUGCAAAAAGUAAACACUCUCAACUACAGCAACAUGCAAUUCAAGAUAAAUAAACUUACAUUUCCUAUAUAAGGUUAUUUGAGUUCUGAUUCCAACAUACACACGUAAUUAUUCCAACAAGAGAGAUUUUGAAUAUGGAGUGAUUUCCAUAUUAUUGUCAUAUUGUUAUUGUUAUUAUUGUUAUAUUCAAAUAUUUUAUAUGUUUUAUUGUCAUUCAGUUAAGCAGCUAAUUCUAUUAACCUGUAAUUCCAGAAAAAGGAGCCAUCUGCCCUAGGAACAACAGGUCAAGCUACCUUGGUCUAAAAGGGUGCAUAAGUGGAACUCUUGUGCAACUUAAUUUUUAUGUAAUCUCUUUGUUUUUACUUCCAAAAUACUGUGAAAAUGUUGCACUUGGAACUUAUUUACAUCUAUAAUUUAUAAUAUGCAUUUUCAUAAUAAAGAUGGUCUCGGUAAAAUUACACAGGAA